AGUUGACCCACAUCGUCUCUUAUACUUCUCGACAUCAACGACUAUGAAGGUUCUCGCUAUCCUUUACAAUGGCUACCAGGCUGCUUUAAAGGAGCCGCGUUUGCUGGGUACUGUGGAGAACCAGCUUGGACUUCGUGCAUACCUUGAGGGGUUGGGUCAUGAAUAUAUCGUCAGCAGUGACAAGGAAGGCCCUAAUAGCGACUUCCAGAAACACAUUAAGGAUGCCGACGUGUUGAUUACUACUCCGUUCCAUCCUGGAUAUCUGACCCCAGACCUUAUAGAGAAGGCCAAGAACCUCAAGAUCUGUGUUACUGCUGGUGUCGGUUCAGAUCACAUCGAUCUCCCCGCAGCCGUGAAACACAACAUCGAGGUCGUCGAGGUCUCCGGCUCCAAUGUCACUUCCGUUGCCGAGCACGUCAUGAUGUCCAUCCUCACACUAGUCCGCAACUUCGUCCCAGCUCACGAGAUGAUCGAGCGUGGGGAUUGGCAGGUCUCGGAUAUUGCGCGAAACGCGUUCGAUCUCGAGGGUAAGGUCGUGGGAACGAUUGGUGCUGGAAGAAUUGGGCGCAGGGUCUUGCAGAGGCUUGCUCCUUUCGACUGUAAAGAGUUGCUGUACUAUGACUAUACACCUUUGCCUCCUGAUGUUGAGAAGUCCGUGAACGCUCGUCGGGUUGAGAGCAUAGAGGAAUUUGUGGCCCAAUGUGAUGUGACCACCGUCAAUGCCCCUCUUCACGAAGGAACUCUCGACCUCGUCAACAAAAACCUGUUGAAGCAUUUCAAGCCGGGUUCAUGGCUCGUCAACACCGCUCGGGGCGCCAUCUGUAACGCCCAAGACGUCGCUGACGCCCUCGCCUCUGGUCACCUCAACGGCUACGCCGGUGACGUCUGGAACAAGCAACCUGCCCCAAAAGACCACGUCUGGAGGACAAUGAAGAACCCCCUCGGUGGUGGAAACGGCAUGGUUCCCCACUAUUCCGGAACAACGCUAGACGCGCAAGCGAGGUAUGCGGCGGGAACGAAGAGUAUCUUGCAGAACUUCUUUGAAGGCAAGCCGCAGGAGCCGGGCAAUAUCAUUGUCGCAAAAGGAGCAUACGCGACCAAGGCUUAUGGCCAACGUUGACUCACUGCAUGAGCCGGUCGUUAAGGAUAGAACGCUCGAUGACAGUAUUAGAAACUUGAUCAGCCAGAGCUCCAGAUUUUGCCACGAACUUUUGCAACGUACCUCGUGCUGUAUGUUUCUUUACGCGUUUUCUGUAUGAUUUGAUAUGUGCUGGCAUCCUAUCUUGCAUGGCGCGACCUUCGAGUCCUUGGUGUUGAAC
Stereum hirsutum FP-91666 SS1 is the source of this 1319-nucleotide messenger RNA. Its product is annotated as NAD-dependent formate dehydrogenase. Gene Ontology annotation, cellular component: cytosol. The transcript has 11 exons. NCBI's taxonomy places the organism in Eukaryota, Fungi, Basidiomycota, Agaricomycetes, Russulales, Stereaceae. The coding region runs from base 44 to 1120 and encodes 358 amino acids. Gene Ontology annotation, molecular function: formate dehydrogenase (NAD+) activity; NAD binding; oxidoreductase activity, acting on the CH-OH group of donors, NAD or NADP as acceptor. The record is from RefSeq and is a predicted model, not a curated record.